AUGACUCCCUCUAAAUGUGAUAUUGCCAACAGCCCUUUGGAGCAGCCUCAAAACAAUAGUGAAAGUCUGGGCCAGCCAAAACAGCUCGACGCCCGCUCUUAUUCUUUCCCACAAAGCUCUGCAGGCAACUUCGAGCGAAAUCGUCCCGCCUACGAGUACGAGGGGUACACUUACUCCCAAGCGGACCCUGUCCCAGGGCAAAGUGCACCAUGGACGCGCGCGGAACGAAUCGACAUGAAAUGCAGCCAACAUGAACUCCAUUAUCUCGUGCAGAAGCGAGGCAGCAAGAAGUCUGUGAUGCAACAGUACCAAAAUCUAUCAUCCAAUGACAAACGAGCGCAUAUCAUGCAACUGAUACGCGAACAACGUCGCAGGCAUCCACAAGUUGAGUGGACCUUUGUCUACGCCAAAGAGAUCACACAGCCUUCUCAGGCCCCUAAUGCUCGCUAUGGAGAAUGCGAAACAGUCCAAAUGAAUGUCAUUCUUCUGAAAAUGCCAAAGAAUCAGAUGUAUACCAGAUCGAAGGUCGGGGUCCCAGUGGCCAGACCAUCGGGUCCUGGCAUGGAGACGAGUCACUGGACAAAGCGAGAUCAGAUUGUGGCACCUGAUAAGUCAACCAGCUUCGACAUUGCUAUGGAGGGUUUAGUCCUUGGCCCUAUCAACCGCAGCGAGACGAGCUUCGAUAAUUCGUCAGACUGGUCAUCCCAUGGCAGCAGCGAUGAAUACGCGGAUUCGAACCUUUCUGAGGAAUCUAAAGAAACCUCUGAAAGCGAAGACUCGGAAUCCACGUACAACGACAACAGCCUGGCAUUCCUCAACCUGGCAGCCCUCGUGGCCGGGCCCCAAGUCCCACCCGAGGAAAGCCAGAUAGUCACAGUUUUGAUCGCAGACAAGAGAGAAGCAUUCCUCUUCGCGGGAAUUACGAAGUGCCUGCAGUAA
This is a messenger RNA of Penicillium nucicola, 939 nucleotides long. RefSeq lists its product as uncharacterized. Bases 1 to 939 code for a protein of 312 amino acids. The record is from RefSeq and is a predicted model, not a curated record. The transcript has 2 exons. NCBI's taxonomy places the organism in Eukaryota, Fungi, Ascomycota, Eurotiomycetes, Eurotiales, Aspergillaceae.